Drosophila takahashii is the source of this 744-nucleotide messenger RNA. RefSeq lists its product as uncharacterized. The record is from RefSeq and is a predicted model, not a curated record. NCBI's taxonomy places the organism in Eukaryota, Metazoa, Arthropoda, Insecta, Diptera, Drosophilidae.
UGGCCGUAAGUGGACAAUCGAAUCGGCCCCUCGCAAAAUUAUUUGUUUUUAAAAGCAUUGCAAGGCCCACCAAUCUGGCCAUCAGAUAUGUCCGCGACCACCAGGUCGAGGAUCUGGAGCAGGCAGAGUUCCUCCCGCGUGGUGGAAAGUACGCUGAUUGGCGAUGGCCCGCAUGUGCAAAUAAUCCGCCACAACCGCCCACAUCCGCCACGCAACCAGCGGAUGCUAACGGCGGCAGUUCAAAGUCCCCGCCGCAACUACCUUCUUCGCAAGAUCAGUCUGCAACGGAGCCUGGCCUUCUGCAGCCGGUUAAGGAGCACCUUCGGAGGACCUGCGUCCGGAUUUGGCUACCUCUUCGAUUUGGAUUUCAGCAUGAGCAGGCCACUGCGACUGCAUUCCCAUCGGCCGAUAUUUGGAAACUGGGCUGGAUUACCCAAUGAGAACUAUGAGGAGGCAGAAGAUGUGGAUAUCCAGCAGCGCAGAUUCUUCUCGGAACGUCACCACUGGGAUCGGGCUCAACUAUAUUUCCAGCAGUAUCUGGGACUGCGACAGCGCCAUCAUCUAAGUCCAAAAUCAUUCUCCCUGAAAUGCGAGCUAAACCUAAAGUUCAUUCGCGACGCGUUGUACGAAUUGGGUCUGACAGAGGCCUUGAGACUGGCAUUCAACGAAAUGUUGCAUAUGCACUAGCUUUUGGUUAUUUGGGGUGUAACCGCGAUCGAUAAUAAAAACUUUUUGCAAUCGAAA